This is a messenger RNA of Osmia lignaria (orchard mason bee), 1465 nucleotides long. RefSeq lists its product as uncharacterized. Gene Ontology annotation, molecular function: olfactory receptor activity; odorant binding. Gene Ontology annotation, biological process: detection of chemical stimulus involved in sensory perception of smell; sensory perception of smell. Lineage: Eukaryota; Metazoa; Arthropoda; Insecta; Hymenoptera; Megachilidae. Gene Ontology annotation, cellular component: plasma membrane. The record is from RefSeq and is a predicted model, not a curated record.
GGAAUACGUGUCUUCCUGUCCUCUGUAUAAUUUUGUUAUAAAGAAUUCUCAGUUAGGGGACAUUGUUACUUCAACACUGGAAAAAAACGAACCCUUUGACACGCGAUCAAGCUCGUGUGGAGGGAGAACAUGGAAACACUACCGAGGAACUCGAUUGAUUAUUACAUACUGCCGAACAAGAUCAUGUGCACUGUGAUUGGCAUGUGGCCUUCCGAUGAAAAACACUCGAUCUCCAGCAAAAUAUUCGCAUACUUCCGGUUCAUAUUCUCUUUACUGGCUGCCAUUAGCAUUUUCGUGCCGGGACUUUUGGCAAUUGCAGUGAACUGGGGUGAUCUGAAAAUUCUGACAGGAGUCGGGUGUACUUCGAUGACUCUUGCACAACUUUUAUUCAAAAUAAUUUAUCUAGUAGCAAGACGAGACAAAUCAUAUAGAUUGUAUAAAGAAUUAAGAAGCCUCUGGGACUCUACUGACGAUCCUAAGGAAAGGCAAUCUUACGAAGAAUUCGCUUACUCGGCACGAAUUUAUUCGAUCAUCUUCUAUUCGUCCGGGACGAUGACUGUGUUUAUGUUCACAACUUCAGCAGCCUGGGAUUGUAUUAGCAACGGACAUAUCGGCAAUGGUGAUAACGGUCGACAUUUACCAAUUGAUCUCUGGUAUGGAACGGAUGUCACGGAAUCGCCUAACUUUGAAAUCGCGUUUGUUUGUCAAUUCCUAGCAGCUUUGGUUUGCACCGUCGCAAUUUGUGCCGUAGAUACGACGUGUGUCACCAUAAUCCUACACGUAUCUGGACAAUUCAGACUAAUCAGCACGUGGAUCGAUAAUAUUGGGAUCGAAAUAAGAUGCCAUUCUACUAAUUAUGUAUCUGAUCGUUCUGGGAAUUUGGCAACAGAUUUAAUCAGGUGUAUUCGUCAUCAUCAACGAUUAAUAAAUGUGGUGAAUGACGUUAAUGAUUUAUUAACACCCAUCAUUUUUCUGCAACUCCUUACGAGUGGAAUAGAGAUUUGUUUAAGUGGAUUCGCAGUUAUGAGUAAUGGUUCAAGCGCUGAUUUAUUUAAAUUUGUCUCUUACUUAUCAUCGAUGAUGAUACAACUUUUAUUAUGGUGCUGGCCAGGUGAAAUUUUGGUGCAGGAAAGUGAGGAAAUAGGAUAUGCAGUUUAUCAGCAUGUACCAUGGUAUAAAUUAUCACCGAUUUAUAGAAGACAGCUUCUACUUAUAAUCCUCAGAUCGCAGAAGUACUGCAGUAUUUCGGCAUUAACGUUUCAGACAUUGUCUAUUCAUACUCUAACAUAUGUAUUUAAUACAGCCACUUCCUAUUUCGCUUUAUUACGUCAAAUACAAGAGAAAGAAGUGUCAAAUUUAUGAUAGUGGGAAUAUAUGGUUUCUCCCGUGUUGUAAAAAGCUUUGGAAGAAAUAAUAAAAUAUAGCUGUAUAAUUGUGCAAGAUUUGUAGGUGAUGAGUUAACCUU